Molecule: messenger RNA, 1738 nt
Organism: Suricata suricatta (meerkat)
Lineage: Eukaryota; Metazoa; Chordata; Mammalia; Carnivora; Herpestidae
Product: ethanolamine-phosphate cytidylyltransferase
Exons: 3
Coding region: 1385-1699 (104 amino acids)
Biological process (GO): phosphatidylethanolamine biosynthetic process
Cellular component (GO): cytoplasm
Molecular function (GO): ethanolamine-phosphate cytidylyltransferase activity
Source: RefSeq, a predicted model, not a curated record
UCGCUAGAUCGGAGAGAUUCCCCCGGGUGCCUGGGCAGGGGUCAGGGCAGGACUUGGCGGUGUCCAAGACUCCCAGUGAGGCCCCCAGGCCCCUGGGGCCGCAGGAGGGUUACUGUGCCUCUCCCUUCUCUCUUCUGGCCAGCCAGACAGCUGGACUUGUUUCGAGAUAAAUUUGAGGCUGUCAACAGAUAGGAGAAAGACUGACCUCUACUGAUGGCUUGCCACCCAGGGUGAUUUCUCACACCCGUACUUGAUGGACGGGUCCCCAUCCCGGCUAGCUUGCAGCUUCAACAGGAGCAAGAGGGGCUGCCGUACCUUUGCAGCUGCACUAGAGUGACCCAGGGCAGAGGGAGCGUGGCUUCUGUUGGUGGACUCUGACCUUGGCCCUGGUCUGGCAGAGCCCUUGCCCCCAACAGGCCACCCAUGGCCACAAGUCCACAGUAGCUGGAACACACCCUGCACCCCUGGCCCAUCCUGUCCAGUGAGCUCAAGGACCAGCUGUGCUGCUGGAUUUGGACUUUCUUCCCUCACCCAGGGCCAGAGCCAUGUGACCCCACAGAUCUGUGUGCCAGGAUGCGGUGCAUUGUGGUGGGAGUAGCAGGUGGCAUGGAGUGGAACAGAGUCACCUGGAGAAGCAGGGACAGCCUCACCUACUCAGGCGACAACGCGAAGCUAGAAGGAAGCAAAGCUGCCGUGGGGCUAACUUGGGGCCCCCACGCAAACGCACAGGGAGCCCGCGGGCCUUCAGCAGAGAAGUUACUCUUAAGCAGGCCUAGAGCAGAGGACAAGAGCCCUAGGAGCAGGAGGCAGGGCGGCGGUGGGUGGCCCCGAGAGCAGAGCCUCCCCGAAUCUCUGGAGGCCAGAGGGGGCCCAGCAGCUCUCCGAAGCUAGCAGUUGCCCUUGCUCAGUUUUGGACUUUGUUUUGUAUCGGCCCCAAAGACUGUCCGCCCGCCUCAGGGCGGUGCAGAGUCCAGCCUGCUCCUAAGUUACGUCAAUUUAUAGCUUAAAGGGACUGCCUGCCGCGGUUUGCAUCUGGGUAGCAGAGAGGCUGAGGGCGAGGGGCGGAGCUCCGUGGGGCGGAGCUCCGUGGCAGGUGUGGGGAGCAGAGUAUGUCCGGUGUGCUCGCCAGCUCUGGGGACCAGCGGGCCUCGUCCCUGGGCACAGCCUGACCCCUGUCAUGCUUGCUGAAUGUGGCCCAGAGCGCAGUGGUGUGGAGAGCUGAGUGCUCACCUCCCCGCCGGAAGCCCCAGCUCAGCCGGCCCCCCAGGGCGAAGUUCCCAGCGGCCGCUUGUCAGAGGCUGCACCCCCACACGUCCAUUCCCGGCUGCUCAUUCCACGCUCUCAGCACAGGGACUUAGCACCCUGUCCCUUUCACAGCUAUGACAUGGUGCAUUACGGCCACUCUAACCAGCUGCGCCAGGCACGGGCCAUGGGCGACUACCUCAUCGUGGGUGUGCACACUGAUGAGGAGAUCUCCAAGCACAAGGGGCCCCCAGUGUUCACCCAGGAGGAGAGGUACAAGAUGGUGCAGGCCAUCAAGUGGGUAGACGAGGUGGUGCCAGCCGCGCCCUACGUCACCACGCUGGAGACGCUGGACAAGCACAACUGCGACUUCUGUGUCCACGGCAAUGACAUCACACUGACCGUAGACGGCAGGGACACCUACGAGGAAGUGAAGCAGGCUGGGAGGUACAGGUGAGCCGCAGCCAGGGUCCCCGGGGCUCCAGGCUUCUCAGGC